AUGACAGUAGCACCAACUACAGCGGCACCUACAACAGCAGCACCUACAACUGCUGCCCCAACAACUGCCGCGCCAACGGCCGCAGCAGAAACAACUGCUGCACCCACGACCAGCAACAACUGCACCGGCAACAACUGCAGCACCUACAACUGCUGCACCAACAACUGCUGCACCAACGACCGCAGCAGAAACAACUGCUGCAUCCACGACGUCAGCACCCACAACUGCGGCAGCAACAACUGCUGCACCUACAACUGCCGCACCAACAACUGCUGCACCAACAACUGCUGCACCCACAACUGCAGCAGCAACAACUGCUGCACCAACAACUGCCGCGCCAACGGCCGCAGCAGAAACAACUGCUGCACCCACGACGUCAGCACCCACAACUGCACCAGCAACAACUGCAGCACCUACAACUGCUGCACCAACUUCUGCCGCACCCACGACCGCAGCAGCAACAACUGCACCGGCAACAACUGCAGCACCUACAACUGCUGCACCAACAACUGCUGCACCAACGACCACAGCAGAAACAACUGCUGCACCCACGACGUCAGCACCCACAACUGCGGCAGCAACAACUGCUGCACCUACAACUGCUGCACCAACAACUGCUGCACCUACAACUGCUGCACCCACAACUGUUGCUCCAACGACAGCUGCACCCACAAGUGUUUCUCCAAUGACAGUAGCACCAACUACAGCAGCACCUACAACUGCAGCACCUACAACUGCUGCACCAACUUCUGCCGCACCCACCACCGCAGCAGCAACAACUGCACCGGCAACAACUGCAGCACCUACAACUGCUGCACCAACAACUGCUGCACCAACGACCGCAGCAGAAACAACUGCUGCACCCACGACGUCAGCACCCACAACUGCGACAGCAACUACUGCUGCACCUACAGCUGCUGCACCCACGACUGCCGCACGAACAACAGCAGAACCUACAACAUCUGCACCAACAUCUGCACCAACGACUGCCACUCCGACGGAAGAACCUACGACAGUUGCACCAACAACUGCUGA
Centropristis striata (black sea bass) is the source of this 1035-nucleotide messenger RNA. RefSeq names its product keratin-associated protein 4-9-like. NCBI's taxonomy places the organism in Eukaryota, Metazoa, Chordata, Actinopteri, Perciformes, Serranidae. The record is from RefSeq and is a predicted model, not a curated record. Bases 1 to 1035 code for a protein of 344 amino acids. The transcript has 2 exons.